CCAGAACUCUGGCGCUGCAGCCUGAGGAGAGCGAGCCACUCAGGCCCCGAAAAAAGGCAAAUAUUAUAGAAAAAUUGAUAAAAAAUAAUAAAACAACAGAUCCAGAGGAGAAAGCCCGGAAAAGGUGUCGUGGGAUCUCCCGCGAACAAUCAAAAUGAGCAGUACUUAUAUCUACUGGACCCCGCCCAUGUCAGUUGGGACUGGGUGAGAGCGAGUGACAGAUUGUUUUUUUUCUGGAAGUUCCGGAAGGAUUUUUUCAAAGAAGAGACUGCAUAAUACCUACAUAGUAGCCACAAACCAGGCAGGAAUUCAACAGAGCCUGGAAGGUAGGGCAGCCACGGCCGGGGUUCAAUGGCAACGGCACCAUAGGGCUGCCAUGGCAGCAGCUGCCGCUGAUGCCCCACACCACAUAACCACACUGACGCCGGAGGACGAGGAUCGACGAGCUGCCCCCAAACUGUUUGGAGGUCCAGCUCAAGUGAGGACGGAGAGUGAGAAAGAGAGGGAGACAGAGAAGGAGGAAGGCGGCAACGAGUGUUUGGUGUGUGGCACCAUCUUCAGCUCACAGGAUAAGCUUCAAAUCCACGCAUUUAGUCAUACAGGAGAGAAACCGUUCCACUGUUCCCAGCCCCAUUGCCACAAGGCCUUCAGUUCCAAAUAUAAGCUCUACAGGCAUAUGGCCACACACUCCCCACAGAAAACUCACCAGUGCUCAUUUUGUGAAAAGAUGUUCCACCGUAAAGAUCAUUUAAAGAAUCACCUGCAGACCCAUGACCCCAACAAAGAAGCUUUUAAGUGCGAGGAGUGUGGCAAGCAUUAUAACACAAAGCUAGGCUACAAGCGCCAUGUGGCCAUGCACUCUGCGACAGCAGGAGACCUGACCUGCAAGGUAUGUUUGCAGAGCUACGAGAGCACACCUGCCCUCUUGGAUCAUCUGAAGAGCCAUUCCGGCAAGUCUUCAGGUGCCACCAAGGAGAAGAAACACCCUUGCGAUCACUGUGACCGUCGCUUCUACACUCGUAAAGAUGUCCGCCGACACAUGGUAGUGCACACAGGUCGCAAAGAUUUCCUGUGCCAGUACUGUGCCCAGCGCUUCGGAAGAAAGGACCACCUCACACGACAUGUAAAGAAGAGCCAUUCACAGGAGCUACUGAAGAUCAAGACAGAACCCCCAGAUAUGCUUGCUCUGCUUGGUUCUGGCUCUCCAACUUGUGCUGUGAAGGAAGAGCUCAGUCCUAUGAUGUGUAGCAUGGGCCCCAACAAGGACUCCAUGAUGAGCAAACCUUUCCGCAGUGGCACCCCCUUCUCUAUGGGCAUGUACAACCCACACCACCUACAGGCCAUGUCCGGCCCGGGAAUGGGCCACCAUCACUCCUUGGUUCCUGGGACACUGUCUGCUGCUAUGGGUAUGGGCUGCUCAAUGGAGCCGCCUACAGCCUUACACCACCAUCACCCACAUCAUCACCACCAUCCACAUCAUCCCUCCCCUCCGCCUCCACCACACCAACAACAAACUCCACUGCAACCUCAACCCCAGCAGCAGCAUUCCCAACCUCCCAAGUAUCAGCUUGGAUCUACCUCAUACUUGCUGGAUAAGCCCCUAAAGGUGGAGAUGGAGAGUUAUCUGAUGGAUCUGCAGAGUGGCUUGCCAGUCCCACCUCCACCUUCAGGUGACCCCCAUUCAGCUGCCUCACCUAAUAAAGAUGGUCUGGAGCCACCACCCGGCUUAACAGAUGAGCUGUGUGGGGAUCCCCUUCUAUCUAAAAGCCCUGCCGUCAUUGCUGAAUCUCUGUGUGCUGCUAACAUGGACUUCUCCCAUUUACUGGGCUUCUUUCCGCUAAACCUGCCUCCCUAUAGCACUCCCAUGAGUUCGGGGGGCCUGGUGAUGGGCUACUCCACCUCCACUGCCUCUUCUUCUUCCUCAUCAUCGUCAGCAUCUUCACAUGCUGCCGAGUCUCAUGCUGCCACAGCAACAGCCUCAGUGCCUCUUACCUCUUUGCAACCUCAACCUCAAGAGCAACCAGGCUCCAGUGGAGGUCUUGGUCUCGGGUCCCUGCAUUCACUCCCGCCGGUGUUUAGCUCCAGCCUUAGCACAACUACCUUGCCUCGCUUCCAUCAGGCCUUUCAAUGAGGCUCCCACCCCACCCUUCCCUGCCACAGGCUGAGACAACAAAGGUGGUGCAGAAAAUGGGAGCUUUACAGCUCCCUCUAGGGGUGGGAGAAUAAAACACUUGAACACAUAGAAGCCUUAAUUGAAGCGCACAAAUGCUUUUCAGUGAGCCUGGAGAAAACCAUUUAUUUUCUAAAAGGAAGUAAAGUACAGGAAAUAAGAAUACCGUGGAGCUUUUAUUUAGGCUUUUCUAUCUAUAUUUUAGUUUUUAAAAAAUCCCCCAGCCCUUUGCUUACCAAUUCUUAAAUAGGAGGCAGCAUCAUUAGGCCUUUAAGGCAUGGUACCGCAUACUUUAUUAAGUAAUAAUAUGUGUUUGAGAAAGGCAAAGGAUAAGGUAUAAAAAGUAUAAAAAUAUCUUUAAAGACUCUAAAAGAAUAGUUUGAAGUUAUUAUAAUUGUUUUUGCUUUUACAAAUACGAGACUUACUUUGUGUUGUCUCUAUUUUAUUAAAGUUAGGCAUCAUUUAAUCACCCUUAAACUAAAACUGCCUUGGCAGGCAGGAGAGGAAAAUUAGUGGAGGAAUGAAGUUGUGAUGUUGCAAAAAAAAAAAAAAAAAAAAACAACAACCAACAACAGCCAAAAUGCAAAUUCAUUAUUUUUUUCUACAUAAAAUAUAUUAUUUCCAGUUGUUCAGACCCUUUCCCCCCAGUAUAUUACAUACCUUAACAUUUUCAAAACACUUUCAUUUAAAUAAGCUGCCCCAUAUAAAUGCACAUGGCUCUUCUAAAAGGUAUUUAUUGGAAGUACACAGUAGAUUGUGUGCAGGCGUUAUGUAAGCAAGUUAUACAGUCAAAGGAAGAAGGCAAAAAGACAGCAAAUAAAACUGCACAUUUUUACGAUCCUGCUUUUAUACACUGAGCAUUCAGGAUUAAAGACAGAUAAUGAAUAUUGUAAAAACCGUACAGGUUUGUUUGUCAAAGGAAGCACUUUGUUUACAGUUUAAAGGCACUUGACCAUUUUGGGUUCCAAUGGUGACCCGCUGACCCUCAGUUCCCUUCUUCCUGACCCAGUUUAUCUUUUUCUUCCUAGCCAAGCUUCUGACACACCAUAUAUCCACACAAGUAUAUUUCAAAUAUUCUCCAGUAUUUAAAUAAUUAAGUUGCUUCAUAAUGGUUUCCUUCUUCCUUCCAGCACUAAUUUUUAAUAUCUCCAUGGCAAAAGUUUUAUUACCUCCAGUUCCUGCCCACUUUAUUAUAAUGUGUAUGUUAGAAAACACAAAGAUUUUAGGCAGGGUUAUAGAGUUAAUAGUUAAAUGGUAAUAAUCACCCUGACAUAUGUGAAUAGAAAAGAAAUGAGAGGAUAGAGGGGAAAAAAUCUACAAGAGUAUUUUUGCAGUGUACGAAAUACCACAUCAAAAAUAAAUAUAUAAUUGCUUUUAUUUUUUAGUAAAAAGUACUUUAGAUAGAUGUAUUAAAAUUGCUGAUGAAAUUUUUUACAAAAAAAAAAAAAUUUAGGUUUACAUAAUAUUGUAACCUUGAUCAAAAAAUGGAUGAAGUAAUUGCUUUUCAUUAUAGUCUUCCCUGUACUAUUUGUUCUAUUUUUUUUUCCUUUUUUGUAUGCUGGUCGAAGGAUAAUAUUUUGACCCAUGUGUAAUAGGCUAUUAGUAGAAUAAUCAAGUAGAUUAAAGAGUAGUUAAUUCUUUAGUGUUGCUUUAAGAGGCCCGUAAUGUGACCCAAGUUCAAAAGAAUCAGAAUUAUUACUUUUCCUAGCAAAUGUUUUCAUCCUGUGAUCCCUAGAAAAUUGUAAUUUUAUCAAUUUAAUUCCCAGGACAGCAUAGCAAAACCAUAAAUCAAUGCACUACAAAAUGAGGUGCUAACAAAAAAAAAGAAAUUAAAAAAACACCACAUAACUUGGUUUAUCAAUGACAAUUUUAGACGUAUUUAGUUGAAAAUGGAUUUCCCUAAAAUGAUGUUAAUAAUGGUGCUGUUUUUUCCAUCAAGUUAUUGUAGAAAUCCAUGUCAAAUAUAAGGGCCAUUCAAGUCAAACCUGGACUUUUUUCGUGAAUGAAGGCGUAAACAAGAAUAACAUUUACAAAAGACUUCAAGCACAGUAUGAUGACGGGACUCUUAGCCUCAGGAAAACAUUUGAAUGGUGCAAACAUUUUAAAGAAGGCUGUACGUCCGUCCCACUGCAGUCGUUCCCAUAAACAUUCAGCGAGUGGAACGCCUCAUCCAUGAAAACCGGGAAAUAACUUGCCACCAACUUGAGGAAGAGAUGCAUUUACUGUAUGCACUGUAUACACAAUCACAUUACAGGAACUUGGCUAGGAGUUACUGCCUUAUCUCCCAUACAGUCCUGACUUUGCUCCAAGUGAUUUUCCACAUGUUUGGUGUAUUAAAGGAGUCCCUGGGAGGCCAGUGUUUCAGCCGUAAAGCAGGCAGUCCAAUCAUGUUUUUGGCGUACUAAGGAAACUUUCUCCCUUGAUGGUAUCCAAGCACUAGUGAAAUGCUGGGUUAAGUGCAUUAGUGUAGCAGGGGAUUAUUUAAAGAAACAAAAGUAGUUUGUAGUUCAAAGGUAGUUUCUCAUAACGGUCUUCUGUUAUUCUGCACAAUCAACAGUCCCGGUUUGACUUGAUCACCCUCGUAAAAGUUUAGACUUUACAUUUUGCCCAUCCUUAGUAGUAAAUGUAUAACAUUCAAGUUAAUGAUAAAAUUGUUUAAAUGUGAGGCCACCUCCUAAAAUGAAUUUUAAAAAGUUAUGAUGCUGCUUUAGUGCUAUGGUUGGCAACAGUCCAUAGACCACUUCUGCAGAAACCCUUCUGCAGAGACCUUUAAACUGAAUGCGUGAACUGUUUGUCCAUUUCUGUUCUCCUUUUACAGCUUCUUCUUUCAUUCAAAUGAACAUUUUAUCAAAGGGUCUGAAGAAAGACAAAUACCCAGAACAAAUAAGUCUCCAGACUGGUCUUUGACAUUCAAAGCUUGGGACAGUUGAUUGGGAUAUUGCCUAGUCGUUUGUUGUCAUAUAUUAUUUUCUGUUUGUUGAAACAGGACCUCAAAACAACACAACACAUCACCUCAUUUUAAUUUUAUUAUACUUUUCUUUUCAUACCAAAAACCUGGGGAGAAGAAACAUCCUUUUUUUUUUUUGCACAAUUGCUGAUGUAAGGACGAUUAUUGAGAUAAUAUUUUGCAUAUACUUUUAAGAACGAUAUGCAAAGUUUUUUCCUUCAUAUUCCACCAUAUUUACAAUUGGAUUGUGUAAGAUUUUGCUUCAAAUUUAAAGAUGUGUUCGGCUUAUACACUCACUGGCUAAAAUACGGCACACACUAUAAUAUUUUAUUUGGCUGCUUUUAGGAUAACAAUUCCUGAUGUGGUGGCCAAUUUACGUGUUAAAUUAAAAUCUCAAUCUCCCACAACCACUCAUUAUUUGUAUUGCCAGGAAACAGUACCAGAUUCUGCAAGGAGAGGUGUCAAGUGGCACACUUUGUAAUCUAUAGUGCAUUUCAUGACGGACAGCAAAUUAAGAUUCUACCCAUGUCAUGCACAUUUCAAACCAAAAAAAAAAAAAAAAAGAAAUCAUGACUUUACAAUACCAUUUUGUGUGUAUUAUUUUAAAUACAAAAAAAAAAAAAGAAAUCUUUCUAUAAGAUAAGCCGGAUACAUUUAAAACAAUGUUUAGUUUUUUUUUAGCAUUUAUUUUCCAUUGGAUCAUAUUUUGGUGAGGGGGGAAAACAUUUAUUUGACAGGCUUCUUGAAAUGUAAAGGUGUUUAAAUUUAAAAGUCCAAAAUGUCACAUUAAUAUGUUGGAAGAGUAUUAAAGGUAACAAUUCUAAAGUGGUCUAAAACUGCAUAAGCAGUAUAAGUCAUAGCAAAAAUGCAAAGCUAUGCCUUUUUAAGCGCAAAGAAAGAAGGAAAGAAAAUGAUUAUUUUCAACAAAACAUGAGAGAAAUCUUCAACAAGAAGCUAUUGGCAACUUAAGGGUUUGUCCUCCCCAGGUUUUCUUUGAGCUGAUCUGAAUUCUAGCACUUUUAAACCUUUAAGAAGAGUAUUUUUUCAUGAAAUUUCAGCCUUAUAUGUUUUUUUUUUUUUGUAUUUGAUCGUGUACAUGUAUGUGCCAUUAGUUCAAUGUGUAGAAUUUAUUAAUCUAUAUGUAAUUUUGCCUCCUCUUUCAAAGGAGUAACAGUAUUUUUUGAUAGACUUUCACUAAUACUUGCUGCAUUUUGCCCCAGCUCUUCUUCCUUUGUGCGUUUUAGGACUUAAGAAACAGACGUGCUCUUGCUUAGCUUAUCUUUCAAACCCUUGUAAAAGUCUAACAUUAAAACUUGCUAUUUCUGCAAACAAUCAACAAAAAGAGUUGAGGGGAAAAAAAAAGAACAACAAAACAGUUCCUGCCAUGAUUUUUUGAAUUUUCCAUGAAUUUAUUAACUAAAUAUUAGAGCUGACAGGUUAAACUUUUUACUGGUUUGAGUAAACCCCCUUCAGUUUUUUUUGGUUUAGAUUAAUAUAAUAAGCACAAAAAAGACUUGAGCUCAGAUGUCAGAGGGAUUUACAAUUUCUGGCAGUAUUUGUAUUUCAUUGUCAGUUGUACUCUAGGUUAAGAGGAGGCUUGAAAAGGUGGGGGGGAAAAUCCUGUCUAAUAUCACACACUGAGAACUUUUAGCCAAAAUCAAAGUGGACAUAUUAAUAUGCCCAUAAUCAUAAUUCUAUAGGGCAAGCACCAGUAUGACAAAGUUGUGGUUAAAAAAAAAAAAAAAAAAAAAGGCAAGGAAGUCAUGUUUUCGUCAUCUUUGUUGGUUUGCAAAAUCGAUUGGAAGAGAGGGAAAAAAAAAAUUCAAUUCUGUUGUGUUAAAUGGAAAGUAUGCCUGAUGUCUAAUUUGAUCCCCUUUCUAGAAUCAUGUAUCCUGACUUUCUUUAUGAUUAUUUUAAAAAGUAAGUCCUUUAUCUCCAUUGCACCUAUUCAGGAUGCACUUAACAAUUCCCCCAAUUUGUGUAGGUGUCUAAGCUAUUAAAAGAAAAGUAUUAAAAUAUCAUUGAUCCAAGGAGGGGGGAAAAGGCUAAUUCUUUAAGGGAAAGAAAAGCUUUGCUUUUUUGAAGAGAAAAUGUGCUCUCUGUGGGGAAAAAAAACUUAAUUGUAGUUGCAUUUAUUUUAGCUUAUUGUAAGUCUUGCAUUCCAAGCUCUUUAUGUAUCGUGCUUAGCAACAUAGUCCUUUUAUUUUUAGUACUUGCUUAUUACUGCCACCCCUGGGGAAAAAAAAGUGAAAGAACAAAAAUGGGACAUUUUCAUUCAUGCAUACCUUAUUUCAUAUAGCAUGGGAUUUAUCAGCGACAGGGAAAAUUGUAAAAAGUAUAUGACAACCAGUCCAGUUUGUAUCAUCUACAAUCAGUUGCUGCAAUGUAAAGAAACAGAUAUGUAUAUUGGUUGAUCCAAAGAGAUAACAUUACAACAAAACCUAUUUACUUAUUGUACAGAGCAUUGUACCUUUUGACUUGUAAUGUAUGAUGUUAAAAUCAUUAAAAAGACAAACCCACGGUUUUAUACCUUU
Messenger RNA from Clarias gariepinus (North African catfish), 7651 nucleotides. RefSeq names its product pleiomorphic adenoma gene-like 2 (gene plagl2). Gene Ontology annotation, cellular component: nucleus. The record is from RefSeq and is a predicted model, not a curated record. Lineage: Eukaryota; Metazoa; Chordata; Actinopteri; Siluriformes; Clariidae. The coding region runs from base 377 to 2131 and encodes 584 amino acids. The transcript has 4 exons. Gene Ontology annotation, molecular function: RNA polymerase II transcription regulatory region sequence-specific DNA binding; DNA-binding transcription factor activity, RNA polymerase II-specific. Gene Ontology annotation, biological process: regulation of transcription by RNA polymerase II.